AUGGUAACACCGUCUGUACACUCAGACGCUGAGCAACAUAAUAAUACCCCGCCCCGAUGGAAAACCAUCCCACUCUGCAUACUGAAAGUGAUUCUACACCAAUGGCUUCUAAUAGGAUACGGCGUCGUCUGCGUCCUAGCCUACUACUUUCCCCAAGUAGCGAAACAUGGCGGGAUAAUCCGCGCCGAAUACAGUAUCAUGUACGGGGUAAUCGCGCUUAUUUUCCUAAUUUCAGGCCUGAACAUCUCGCGCCAGAAACUGCUGUUACAGCUCAUGAACUGGCGCCUGCAUCUCAUAGUCCAAGUGAUUAAUUUCCUCUUCGUCCCAGCUUUGGUCCUGGCUGUCGUUUAUGCCAUCUUGGCUGGUGAUCCGGCCGGUCGUAUCGACCGUGCUGUGUUGGCCGGGUACAUUUUCACCGCUUGCAUUCCCACCACUAUCGCGUCUAAUGUUGUCAUGACGAGGUCUGCUGGUGGUGAUGACGCUGCAGCGCUGGUGGAGGUAUUGAUCGCUAACAUCCUUGCGCCGUUUAUUACGGCUGCUUGGGCUGUUACUCUCAUUCCGGAGAGGGACGAGUUUGAAUCUUGGAAAUCGGGCUCGUCGGAUUUGAGAAGCAUGUAUAGGAAUGUGUUCCAGCAGAUUGGAUAUGCUGUCUUGCUGCCUCUUUUCGUUGGGCAGUUGAUUCGAUGGACUUUUCCAGAGCGUACAGCUUGGGUUCUGCAGAAGACUCGCUUGCCGAAAUUGGCCAGUGUAUGCAUGUUGUUGCUAGUUUGGUCCACUUUCUCUUCCUGUUUCGCUACAGGCGCAAUACAAACGCUCUCAGUUCAGAGCAUUAUCUUUGUCGUACUAUUUAAUAUAGCACUCUACAUCUUCCUCACGGGCGUUUGUUUCGUCACAUCCCGCCCGCCACAGGCUUUCUCUUCUCACCGCUGGUCGAAGCCCGUUUUCAAACCAUUGUCUCCAGAAGAGACUAUCGCUGCAUGUUUCUGCGGUCCGGCAAAGAGCACUGCCCUCGGUAUUCCGCUUCUAUAUGCUAUGUGGGCACCGCUUGACCUCUAUCUCAAGGCCAAAACGUCUGUCCCUGUGCUACUAUACACGACUGAACAGAUCUGUGUGGCCCAUUUUUUUGUCAUGGUUUUUAAAAAAUGGCAUGCUUGGACGGCUAAGGAUGCUGUGCCCGAUUCUGACGGGGUUGAUAUGGCCGAGACUCCUGUACAGGGUAGUUCUAUCCAUGGCCGCGGAAGUAAGGAUGAAGCAUCCUAG
Messenger RNA from Penicillium taxi, 1260 nucleotides. RefSeq lists its product as uncharacterized. The transcript has 2 exons. Gene Ontology annotation, cellular component: plasma membrane. NCBI's taxonomy places the organism in Eukaryota, Fungi, Ascomycota, Eurotiomycetes, Eurotiales, Aspergillaceae. Bases 1 to 1260 code for a protein of 419 amino acids. The record is from RefSeq and is a predicted model, not a curated record.